Molecule: messenger RNA, 2656 nt
Organism: Magallana angulata
Lineage: Eukaryota; Metazoa; Mollusca; Bivalvia; Ostreida; Ostreidae
Product: double zinc ribbon and ankyrin repeat-containing protein 1-like
Exons: 17
Coding region: 138-2033 (631 amino acids)
Molecular function (GO): protein binding
Source: RefSeq, a predicted model, not a curated record
UAACAAAGUAUCUAGGGCGCGUGUUGCUAUUGACAAAACAUGGCAGGUGUCUGGACAAGUUUUCGAUAGAAUUGUUAUUGUUUUUAUUUUAUUUUAUUCAUUAUUACAGAUUUAUGAACAUACAUUGAAGUAACAAAAUGACAGCUGGAUCUAUCCCAGUCCCAGCCAUUAUACCCAUAAGGACCCCUCUUCCAGGCCGGUCAAAGCUAUCAGUAGACUCCAACACCAAAAUUGAGCUAUCAAUUGAUGGUAAACAAGAAGCAAAAAUAUUUUACACAAUAAAUGGAACAAAGCCAGAUCCAUUUCCGAAAGUUGGAGUGGAGAAAUGCACCAUGCAGUACAUGGGACCAUUUACUCUUCCUUCUGGAAAACAGACAGUUAAGGCUUUAGCACUGUCAAAAGAUGGAAUGAGGGAGAGUAAUGUAGUUACCAAGGUUUUUGAGGUGGAGUUUGCCCCUGUUCCUCAUUCUCCCCCUGUCGAUGAUGAUCUUGGGUUUCAAGAUGAAAUUGACCAAGAAAAAACCAGGCUGAAUACGAAGAGAGCAGCCAAAAAUUUGAUGUUAUCAGAAGGUACAGCUUGGACUGAUGUAUCGGCGAUGAAAACAGCAACUCAAAAACUAUCAGAUAUGACAGUGUCGGGGUCCUCUCACAGACGUCCUUAUGCUGAUGCCAGAUUUUCCAGUGCAAGGAGAAACAGAGAGACCAGCAUGCGUCAUGAGUCCCUCCAGAGGCCCCACUCAGCUAAGCGUCUUCCGGAGACCACGGCGGCCAUGAGACUGGAACAGGAACUGGAUCAGAUGAGAACUUCUUAUUACACUGGUGAUAUGGAUUUAUUUGGAAAAUAUACAAAUGGAAUGGAUACCACCUCGCCCUCCUCCCAACCAAAAGUCUCCGUCCCAACAAGCGACAUCAGAAAGAUGGGUAUGUGUCAGUACUGCCGGUCGGUGGUGCCUUUCUCUGUCCCCACCUGUGUAGUUUGUGAGGGCCCCAUACCAGGACAACAUAAGCCACCACCACAGACACAGUGGUUACCUGUUAGUUACCCCAUCAUGCCCCCAUCAACCACAGCAGCACCGCGCCGACCCACCGCCAGUGCCUCCACUCAGACGGUAGGACUCUUCUACCCAUCGGACAGAGAACUAGCCAAGAAGCAGGAACAGGAGGAGGAGAAGAAGUCAUUUGAGAAACAGCUGAGAGACAGGAGGCCAUUGCUGACUGCUGUCAGUCCAGGCAAAGGCUACUGGAGAAAGCAGGUGGAUCACAUGUGUGCACACCUGAAAGCUCAUGCACAAAAUGAGGCAGAAUUCAGAGCCCUCAUUGGUGAACCCAAAAUGGGAAAGCUCCUGACUAGCACAGUACAGGAAGAUGGUUACGAACUAAGUGUGACAUUGACCUUUGCCCUACGCAACAACAAAGACCCCCUGGCUGGGCGCAAGAUCGCGAUGAGUGGAGACUACCUGAGCCAGCACACAGAGCAGGAUAGCUGGCACAACACCGACUCAGACGAAAGUGUAGAAGUUGUAACAAAGAAAACAACCAAGAAAACGAAACCCAAGAAAAAAGUAGGACCAAAGAUAGCAGCAAUUGAUCAGAAAUUACUACGAGAGCUUGGUCCCAAUGGUGAGGGAGAUCCUUCUGAAGUGCAACAGUUGAUAGACGAGGGAGCCAAUGCCGAGUGUACCAAUAAAGAUGGCCUAUCCUGCAUCUAUGUGGCUAUCAAAAAUAAGAGAGCAGCUUGUAUACCGGUCUUAGUGGAAGCUGGAGUUGACAUCAACAUGAAGGGGCCAUCCUCUAUCAAGGGCAACACCCCCUUACAUGAGGCUGUUGGACUGGGACCGUCAGGGUCAGAGGUCAUCUCUGUUCUCCUAGAAAAUGGGGCAGACCAGACCAAGAAAAACGACAGAGGAGAGACCCCAUAUGACUUGGCUGUCAAAGGGGGGUAUGACAGUACAGUGAAAAAGUUCGCCUCAGCCAUGGGCAGCUCACAGCUGAAGAAGAUGGUCAAACCCAAGACUACGAUACCAGCAUCUUAAUAGAUAACUUUCAUAUCGCUGAGAAAAGGUUGUUUGGGAAUGUCUGAUGUUGAGGAUGGUGUAUUUUGUGUUUAUGGAUACUAACCUUACACACAGACUGUUUUUUCAUUGUGUACAAUACAGACUGAUGAAAGUUGUGAUUGAUGUUGGAGAUAGAAGGAUAUAGAAUGUAUAGAUGAAGUAGAAAUGAUAUUGAUAUUUUCACAGAUUUAUAAUUGACAGUGAGACAUAUCAAUGAUAUUUAUUUUCCUGUUAUUAAUUAUUGCUUUUGAAUGUUACAAAUACUGUUUAUUUCCAAAGAUACGGUAAUCCAAGAAUUGUUGAUAGUUGACUGUUUAGUGAGCCCCAAUUUAUAGUCGUACAUAUUUCUUCCUCUCAUAAAGUUCUGACUUCUAUUAAUUGUUACCUCAGUAACAUCCUGUUGUAGUGGGCACUCGGAUUCAGCUUGUUUAGAUUUCUUUCCUAGAACUUGCUGUCCAUGACAAAGAUGAUAAUCAUUAAGAUGUAAAUUCUCAUUUUGUUGUUUAUUGUAUGAAUGUACCAUAAAUAUUUCAAUAGGAACAUGCAUGGUUAGUGUAAUAUCAAUUAAAAUGACAUAGAGGGGCUGAAUAAAAGAAAAAGCA